GUUUAAAGCCUGCUGACCAACUGCAAUAAACCCCACGGUACGAAUCAGACCCCUUUACCCGUCGUCAUCUGCAAGUGGAUGUGAUGAACGACACCUUUGCUGACCCGACAUGUGACCCGAUCAGAUGUAUUGAUCGCUCCCCCGCAUAGCUCCUUGAUCUUCCAACAUACGAAGACCAGCUGGAUUUAAACCUUGGAACGGAUGCCUUUCAGGCCCUCAGAACUAAUUUGCAGAAUAAUCAACUUACAAGUCCUCCCUUCUAUGUGUUAACCAAGCCUAACCACUCUUAUCAUACGAUAUGGCCAAAUCCGCAAGACGAGCCGGAAAGGCGAAGGCCUCUGUCACCCCCUCCGUAUCAUCAUCAGGUGCUUCAACUCCAAGCUCACAAUCGGGACCCCUUCCUCCGUUUACCAAAGCUCCCGCGUCUCUCCAGCCCUUCCUCGAACCGCUCUCCCCGAAGGAAGUGUACCUCGUCCACAUCGACACCUCUCCCAAAGACCUCAAGCAGCAGACCUUCCUCGCACCCGCCGUACUCAAUGCUGUGAUCGCCGCUCUCUUAGCUUUCCGAGCCUACAUGGUUCGCAACUUUUACCCGGCACUCUUGGCCCCGUUGAUCGGGCUCGCUAGCACGGUGGCAGUAGACACGUCAACCAUGUCAUGGGGGGAAAUGGCGAACGUAACCCUGCGUCGAACGGGCAACAUCGUGAUCGACUACUUUCUAGUGACGGUUUUUCUAUCUUGGCCAAUUAGUUUCGUCAAGGGCCCUGUCAAGUGGCGCUCCAAGAUCGGGUUCCGUGACCAGGAGAUCAUUGUCCGCCGCAGUCAGCCCACUUUGACCCGAGGAUUGGACCGCAGUCGUUGGAUCAAGGACGAUGAAGAAAUGAGGGACAAGAUCGUCGCUGCGGUAACACCGGACCGAAUCAAGAAAACUGGUUACUUGCUCGUGGAUGCAGACUGGAACCUUGACUAUGAUGCCAUGAUCAAAGCGCAUGAGCUGGUAGACAACGCGAAGAAAGACGACGGACUUCCGUUGGAGGAGUUCCGGACUGCCGUAAUCGUGAACACAGACGCUGAUGGGUGGUUGAUCUGGCACGUUGAAGAUGAGGACACGCCUGAAGGAAGGGAGCGAUCGGGCCAGCGAGACCAGAUCCUGGCAUUCAAAGAAAAAUUGACGAGCAUGGGUAAAGAAGACCUUUUUUUCCGUUGGGUAGAGUUGAUUCAGUAUGAAAGCACUCGGCCCGGAGGGUUUACCCCCGAGAGGCAGCAGUCGGCGAUGGUGCAAGCAAAGAAACUCUUCGAAGACGAAAACGUUGAUUUCGCCCGCUUUUGGGAGGAAGUCGGUGGGUUGCAGGGGUUUACUGAGCAGCUUGAUUGAUUCCAUGCGUGUCUCGCUCGCUAUCAGUUUUUCUUUACUACUUUUCUUGUAGCUUCUACGGUUUCAUCCACAUUAUCGAUGCUAUUUGGCGUUUUAUGUUACCAAGGGUUGCUUAGCAAUCCGGGGGAAAGUUUCGCAUUUUUAUGAACAUAUUAGCGUCUAAUUCAAUAACCAUUGUUUUGCAUUGCCCCAAAUAAGCACCGUUGUGUGUUCAACGGGUUUGAAUAUCAUAAUAAACUGAAGGUGUCAAAAACGAAACAUAUGAGCAUAGCAUGUCUCGAAAUCGAUGGGUAUCAUUCAUGCAAUUUCAUGCAGUAUAAAUUCGGAGA
Aspergillus pseudonomiae is the source of this 1704-nucleotide messenger RNA. RefSeq lists its product as uncharacterized. The transcript has a single exon. NCBI's taxonomy places the organism in Eukaryota, Fungi, Ascomycota, Eurotiomycetes, Eurotiales, Aspergillaceae. The record is from RefSeq and is a predicted model, not a curated record. Bases 299 to 1375 code for a protein of 358 amino acids.